AAAAAAAACAGCACUCCCAAAUCCCAUUCACAUUCCCUCUCUAUUUCUCCUCCCCACCUGCAACUAACUCCCUUCACAGUCCUCACCUUAUCUGGAGAAAUGAGCACUCAAGCUCGCGCUACACUAGUAUGGCGCGAGAUUCCGGGCCUCGACCCGAAAAAUUUUGCCGAACUCGGCCCGUGCGAACCCUUAUUGUGGUCCGAUGCUGGCGGCAAUCGGAGAAGGUCGAAUUUCGCGUGUAUUUCCCACGCGGAGAAGAACAAGGAAGGAAAGGAUUUCGCGCCUGCGUUCGGCCAGCUUCUCAAGCAUCCGUUGGCUGCGCUCGCAUUGGUUCCCAAAGACGCUGCUCUUUUCGCCGCCGGCGCGAUUGCCGGCGCCGCCGCCAAAACCGUCACCGCGCCGCUGGACCGCAUUAAGCUGCUUCUGCAGUUGAGAUGUUCUGAUGUUCCAAUUAGAGAUGAGCUAAACCUGAUUUACAGAUUUAGGCUUAUUGUUCUUCGUUUUCAUGCCAAUGCUUUUGUUAUGCUGACUCAUGGACUUCGAGCAGGACAAGAAGGUGCAAAGAAGGGGAUUGGAUUUAUAGAGGCCUUCACAUUGAUUGGGAAGGAAGAAGGAUUAAAAGGGUACUGGAAAGGGAACCUUCCACAGGUGAUACGAAUCAUACCUUAUAGUGCCGUGCAGUUGUUCGCUUAUGAAGCAUACAAGAAACUUUUUCAAGGACAAGAUGGGGAACUCUCUGUAAUUGGAAGAUUAGCUGCAGGUGCUUGUGCUGGCAUGACUUCAACUUUCGUUACUUACCCGCUAGAUGUUCUUAGGUUGAGAUUAGCUGUUGAGCCUGGAUACAAAACAAUGACAGAGGUUGCUUUGAACAUGCUGAGAGAGGAAGGGUUCAUGUCAUUUUAUAAUGGUCUAGGACCUUCUCUUAUUGGAAUCGCACCUUAUAUUGCAGUGAAUUUUUGCGUUUUUGACUUGGUGAAAAAGGCUCUUCCAGAAAAAUAUCAAAAGAGAACUGAAGCAUCAUUGGUAACAGCUCUUGUAUCGGCCACUGUAGCCACACUCAUGUGCUAUCCUCUGGAUACGGUCAGGAGGCAAAUGCAAAUGAAGGGCAGUCCUUAUAUGACUGUUUUGGAUGCCAUUCCAGGUAUUGUGGCUCGUGAUGGUUUAGGAGGACUAUACAGGGGUUUUGUGCCCAAUGCAUUAAAGACUCUACCGAACAGCAGCAUAAGGCUUACGACAUUCGACUCCGUAAAGCGACUUAUCUUAGCAGCCCAAAAAGAACUUCGAAGCAUUGAAGAGGAAAAUCGGAAGCAGCAAGAGCACAAGUGUUAGUGGCAGCUUAACUUGAUUUGGUUUCACUUCAGCAUUCUUUACUCGUAGCAUUUAUCAGCAGACACCUUUUGAUAUGAGUUUCGGCUAGUUUCUUUUAGUUCUUCCAGUAUUUUUGCAAUAGGAAGUAUAUUAAUGAAUUUGGAAUCUGUUUUGUAUAUUAAGAGACGUAUUUUUCAACUAUACCUUUAAUGAAGGUAGCAAUCUUUGCAUGUUGUUGCAGUUAAAGAGGCUUCCAAAUUUAUAUGUAGGAAGUGGAGUUAAAAGAAAUACCAUUAUGUCUACUCAUAUGAAGAAAUUACAU
Striga asiatica is the source of this 1630-nucleotide messenger RNA. The record is from the annotation of a GenBank genome assembly. NCBI's taxonomy places the organism in Eukaryota, Viridiplantae, Streptophyta, Magnoliopsida, Lamiales, Orobanchaceae.